Myripristis murdjan (pinecone soldierfish) is the source of this 1844-nucleotide messenger RNA. Its product is annotated as thyroid hormone receptor alpha. The record is from RefSeq and is a predicted model, not a curated record. Gene Ontology annotation, biological process: cell differentiation; retinoic acid receptor signaling pathway; positive regulation of transcription by RNA polymerase II. NCBI's taxonomy places the organism in Eukaryota, Metazoa, Chordata, Actinopteri, Holocentriformes, Holocentridae. Gene Ontology annotation, molecular function: zinc ion binding; RNA polymerase II cis-regulatory region sequence-specific DNA binding; nuclear receptor activity. The transcript is spliced from 10 exons. Gene Ontology annotation, cellular component: RNA polymerase II transcription regulator complex. The coding region runs from base 444 to 1673 and encodes 409 amino acids.
AGGGUGGAGACAAAGCAUACCGCACAGCACAGGCGGCCUGGGGGAAUCAUUAACUGCACACAAACACAUACAACACGACUGAUGCAGUGAACCUCUAUGGCCGUGAUGAUGCAGCCCAGAAUUAGCAAAAGACAGUGGACAGCAGUUUGAGGAGGAGCUUGAGCCACAUCGAGACUGGAUCCUGCUCCCCCCUCCUGAGGUCCAGAUCCAUCUCCAUCUUCAGCCCCAGGCCCGGCCCUCUGAGCUCCAGCAGGACAUCCAGCACACAGCCAGCCUCACAGGGGGCGCACUCCCUCCGGAGAGCCCCAGACCCCCGGGUCGGGACGGGACCCUGUCAUGUCUCACUGACUGACCCCCCCCCAACCAGCGAAUGACAAGUGUGCAUCCGAGGGUGGGGCCCGCCUCAGUCUCGCAUGAUUGGCCACUGGAUGGAAUUAAGGUGAAUGGAACACAUGCCCAAGGAGCAGGACCCUAACCUAUCAGAGGGAGAAGAGAAACGGUGGCUCGAUGGCCCGAAGAGGAAGAGGAAGAACAGUCAAUGUUCGGUGAAGAGUAUGACUGGGUACGUUCCCAGUUAUCUGGAGAAGGAUGAGCCAUGUGUGGUGUGUGGGGACAAGGCCACAGGCUACCACUACCGCUGCAUCACCUGUGAGGGCUGCAAGGGUUUCUUCCGUCGAACCAUUCAGAAGAACCUCCACCCCUCUUACUCCUGUAAGUAUGAUGGCUGCUGCAUCAUCGACAAGAUCACCCGCAACCAGUGUCAGCUCUGCCGCUUCAAGAAGUGCAUCGCCGUGGGCAUGGCCAUGGACUUGGUGCUGGACGACUCAAAGCGGGUGGCCAAGCGGCGCCUCAUCGAGGAGAACCGCGAGCGGCGUCGGAAGGAGGAGAUGGUGAAGACGCUGCAGAACCGUCCCGAGCCCACCGGCUCCGAGUGGGAGCUGAUCCGCCUGGUGACCGAGGCCCACCGGCACACCAACGCCCAGGGCUCCCACUGGAAACAGAAGCGCAAGUUCCUGCCAGAAGAAAUCGGCCAGUCCCCGGUCGCUCCCACGUCAGACGGAGACAAGGUGGACCUGGAGGCCUUCAGCGAGUUCACCAAGAUCAUCACCCCCGCCAUCACCCGUGUCGUCGACUUUGCCAAAAAACUGCCCAUGUUCUCGGAGCUGCCUUGUGAAGAUCAGAUCAUCCUGUUGAAGGGCUGCUGCAUGGAGAUCAUGUCGCUGCGAGCGGCCGUGCGCUACGACCCCGAAAGCGAGACGCUGACGCUGAGCGGGGAGAUGGCGGUGAAGCGGGAGCAGCUGAAGAACGGCGGGCUGGGCGUGGUGUCCGACGCCAUCUUCGAUCUGGGCAAGAGCCUGGCGCAGUUCAACCUGGAUGACACCGAGGUGGCGCUGCUGCAGGCCGUGCUGCUUAUGAGCUCAGACCGCUCCGGCCUGACGUGCGUGGACAAGAUCGAGAAGUGCCAGGAGACCUACCUGCUGGCGUUUGAGCACUACAUCAACUACCGCAAGCACAACAUUCCCCACUUCUGGCCCAAGCUCCUGAUGAAGGUGACGGACUUGCGGAUGAUCGGGGCGUGCCACGCCAGCCGCUUCCUCCACAUGAAGGUGGAGUGUCCCAACGAACUCUUCCCGCCGCUCUUCCUGGAGGUCUUCGAGGACCAGGAGGUGUGAAACACGGUUCUCUCCGCGCUGAAGAGGAAGAGGAAGCCGGGGGCAAAUUGGGAGACGAGAACGGCCAUCGUUUUUCUUCGGGGGAAGGAUGGAGGGAGAGUCUUCUCGGCAGGACUUGGCGUUUCUCCGCAGUGACAUUUAACGUGGUUUUAAAAAAAAAAAAAGAGGAAA